AUGGAAGUGGGGAGAGGAGAAGAGAGAGUUGGGUUAUUCGCCGCCCUCCCCUUCCUCCGCGGAGACGUCUCCUCCGUCGAACCCUACCUCCCAUCCCUCCUCUCCUCCCUCUCCUACGCUGGCGUCGGCGAGUGCUGACACAAGCACGACACCUUUCACCACCUCGCCGGCGUCCACCGCAUCUCACCUCUGGCACUCCCCCCCCCCCCCCCUCGUCUCCCUUGCGGCCUCUUCCACUCCGCCUACUCCAACUCCUACCAACCUUCCGACGGCCUUGUAUCCCAUCAUAUGAACGAUGGCGAGACGUGGAGGCGGAAGAUCAGCUCCCUCCUACUCCCGGAAGGCGUGAUGUUGAAGCACAUCAGGAUCGGCGAGGGCGUGCGUGUGCUGAGGAGAAGAGAGAGCUAG
This is a messenger RNA of Asparagus officinalis (garden asparagus), 408 nucleotides long. RefSeq lists its product as uncharacterized. Lineage: Eukaryota; Viridiplantae; Streptophyta; Magnoliopsida; Asparagales; Asparagaceae. The record is from RefSeq and is a predicted model, not a curated record.